Messenger RNA from Eurytemora carolleeae, 1237 nucleotides. RefSeq names its product carbonic anhydrase. The transcript has 14 exons. Gene Ontology annotation, molecular function: carbonate dehydratase activity; zinc ion binding. The record is from RefSeq and is a predicted model, not a curated record. Lineage: Eukaryota; Metazoa; Arthropoda; Copepoda; Calanoida; Temoridae. Bases 443 to 1237 code for a protein of 264 amino acids.
AGCUAGUAUAAAAUAGAGUUUAUUUAUUUCACGGGCAACACCGGGCACAUUAGCUAGUAUUAGAAGUAUGGUAUACUUUUAUUUUUAACUCUAAAAUUAACACAGAAACUAAUUGCAGUCUCCUACAAGAAAAAUUAGCAUGAUCUAAGAAGCAUUACUUACUAAAAGAUAAAAAAAAUAGCAGAAAAAUAAAAAUAAUUCUCCCUUCCUUAGACUAACAUGAUAUAUUAUGUAAAACUAAAAUGUAUGUAUGAGUAACAAUCUAAUUUAACAGAUAAAAUUUGUAAAUUUAUAUUCAGAAGUUAAUUUAGUCUUCACUUCACUCUUCAUAUUUCAUGAGAUAAUUUUUGUUUUCAGGGAUGUAGUUGUAAGUUUAUAUUUUUUUAGAUUAAUAAAUGGAUUUUUAAGACAUUUUUUGCCUACCCUGUAAUUCAAGGAAUCAAUGUCGUCUUCAAUUCUCUUUGCCUGUUUUCUAGGCUCCCUGCCUCUUGUUCUUAGCUCCGACUGGGGAUACCUGCCAGAAAAUGGACCUGUAGUAUGGGGUCAACACUAUCCUACCUGCAAUGAGUUUGCUCAAUCUCCUUUAGAUCUUGAUCUAUUCACUGCAGAACCUAGUUAUGGAGCUGGAGAAUUGAAGACUAUAGGAUACAGAACAUUGCAUAAUGCUACAGUUAAUCAGAAUGGGCAUACCUUUACCGUUAGCUUUAAGAAUGUGCCGGAGGAUGAACAUCCGAUGAUACACGGAGGUAGUCUUCCACCUGGAGAAAAGUUUUCGUUUGUAACACUUCACUUGCAUUGGGGUAGUGAUAGUUCUCGUGGUUCUGAACACAGAUUAACCGGAUAUGAGUUCCCGGCUGAAAUACAUCUUGUACACUGGAAUACUAAGUAUCCUGACUUCCCUUCAGCUGCUCAAGAGUCAGAUGGGUUGGCAGUGGCAGGGUUCUUUCUCCAGGUUUCCAACCAGACAAAUGUUAACUAUGCACCUGUGAUUGAUGGAUUAUUGAAAUUGGCCGGACAUCCAGAUCACUUUGACGUAGAUAUAGGCCAUCUGUCCCUGCACAGUUUACUAACUACUAAAGGGGCAGCAGAUCAUCUGCAUUAUAAGGGUUCCUUAACUACACCGCCUUGCACUGAGAACGUUUUUUGGAACGUUUUCCUGGAUCCAAUAAAUAUUUCAGAAGAGCAACUGAUUAAAAUUAGAAGUUUGCGGGACGGACACAAUCAACCACUCAGGUAG